AUGCUUCCAACUGUAUCAGAAAAUCAUGAGACACACUAUCAACAACAGCAACAAAAUCCGCAGGCUUCACCAAGCUCUUCAAAUUCUCGACAGCGUUCUAUUAACGAAAAUUCACGACAUGUAUACAGAGGAAUUCAAGGAACAAUAUCAAGGUCAAAGUCGGUUUCGGUUCCCGCUGAAUAUGGGGUUCCUUAUACAGUCGCGAUUCGAGAGCCACGUUCUUUAAAUAGAUCUGCUAGUAACAAAGCUUCUUCGAAUGACGAAAGAGAAAUUACAGAAAAUGUAAUAAAUUUUGCUCCAUCACAGGCUCCGCAAGUUAGUGUUAUUGUGAGUUUGGGUGAGGAAAGGGAAGGAACAAGAAAUAAACAUCGAAAACAUUGUGCACCCGGUUGCACACGUUUUUGUUUAUGUAUCCCAUUAUCGUAUGGUGUAUAUUUUAUCUCUUGGAUAUGGACACUUCAUGGUUUGUGGCUAUUACUUGUAACUGGAUUAACUAUGCAUGAACGUGAAAAAAAUGGUAUCCCUAAACCUAUAUUAAUAUUGUUGAUAUUGAUAGAAGCUAUAACAUUAUUGCUUGCUGUCUUUGGUUUAGUAGCUACCUAUACGUUGGUAAUUAUAUUUCAGUUAAUUAGAAGUUCUGUUAACACAUUCAAAUGCUAA
Messenger RNA from Ambispora leptoticha, 660 nucleotides. NCBI's taxonomy places the organism in Eukaryota, Fungi, Glomeromycota, Glomeromycetes, Archaeosporales, Ambisporaceae. The record is from the annotation of a GenBank genome assembly.